Molecule: messenger RNA, 33111 nt
Organism: Xyrichtys novacula (pearly razorfish)
Lineage: Eukaryota; Metazoa; Chordata; Actinopteri; Labriformes; Labridae
Source: the annotation of a GenBank genome assembly
UGGCCUUAUUUCCUUAAAGACUCAACAUCAAAAAUGAGACACAUGGAAAUGACUCACACAAGUGUCCCCAGAGUUUGGACAUGUCAACUUAAGUACCAUGUUGACAGCUUCAAAACAGGAUAUGAGCUAGAUAGGUCUAUGUUUAUUACAGAUGGCGGUAUGCUGAGGAGAAGCUAUAAUUGAGAGCUCUGAUAGGUCACUCCUUCAGCUGCAGUCACGUAUGCACUGUGACCUAAAAGUGAUUACAACAACUGACUGUACACUGUUUGUAGGCCACACUCAAAAUUUUCAUUUCAUUUUUUUUUUUAAUACAAUGACUGGAAACGUGCAGGAUAAGCACACUUAUAAUGCCUGCACCUUGCUUAAAACAAAUAUCCACAAAAAUACAGAGUGAGGAUUAUUAACUUCUCUAUUGUAAAACUAUAUACAACAAAGCUCUAACAGUAGAGUGACACUGAAUGGGUCACAAAAUUUGGACAUUUAGGUUUACUACACAAAUGAUUAUACACAAAGCAAAUACGCAUUUUGAUAUGGGGUGUCAAGUCAUAUCAGGACAUUUUUCAUCAUCUUAACUCUGCUCAGCGCUCAGACACGAUCCUGCAGUGUUUGCUUAUGGAUCUAUACAAACGUAUCAAUAACAGCUGCCUGUGACUUUAAAUACUACUCGUGAUGUUCUGCUUAAUAAGAAUAAAACUCAAUUUGCAAGAGUAGAAAAAAUCACAAUGGGAAUUUGUAGGAAACACUAAAAUCACCAUGGAGGAAUAAAUGGUCAUUUUAAUUGUAAAGUUAAUACGUUUUAUUAAUUAAGCUACUCAUAACAACACAAGCUCCAAGUCUUGACACAGGGAGGAUCUUAAUGAUGGCUGUGUACCAUUAAGAAGUCCUUGCAGAAGUGGCACGUAUUCGCCUCCGAGAUGUUACCUUUGCAGCAUGUCAGCCAUGACCUCUCUUUCGUUCUUUGUUUCUUUAUUUAUUUUUUUACUUAGUUUUAACCUUUUUUUGCCAUAAAAUACAGGCGAAUUGUCAAAAGCGGAUCGUUAAAAAAAGUCCCAUUGAGCAAAAGAGGAGCCAGGCAUCAUGCCUACGGAACGAACGCUGCCUUGUGUUAUGUUUGCUGAAUGUAGGUUUCUAGCAUUUCACAGGUGUUUGUCGUCUCUAGGCAAUUCUGUGAUGUUUAAUCGGUUAGCUGGGAAAGCUAAUGAUAAAUUUUGAUUAUAGAACUUAAAUUAUAUUGAUUUUUUAUCACGGAAAUGUCUCAACAAGUUUGUAUAAGUCGUCAGGAUGGCCGAGCGGUCUAAGGCGCUGCGUUCAGGUCGCAGUCUCCCCUGGAGGCGUGGGUUCGAAUCCCACUUCUGACAGACACUUUCUUUUUCCCCACAUCUUUGCGAAUCUUAAUGUUACAAACAUCUCGGUUUUUCGGCACUUGCGCAAUGACGACAGAGUCAGCCACAGCCGUCUUUAUAGGGUGUUGGAGCUGGCGGCUACUAGCGAGCGAGACCUGAACACCGUGAAUGAAACGCAACAACUUUUAAUUAACAACUGAAACGUAAAAUUAAUUUUGGAAUACAAUUUUGCAUUAGCAGACAUUUUUAUGCGGCAGUGCUGCGUUCAAUGAGUAAAAGAAUUUCCAUUUUCAGUAGAGUUUACGGAGUGAAGGCACAUGUAGCUAAUUCAUUAGCACAUUUUUUCAUUUUAAACUAUUAUUAUAUAUUAAAAAAAAAAGUUAAAUCGAUAGAAAGCUGUAAGUGUUAUAGUGUAUUGCUAAUGAAAAAAAUGCAGUAAAUUCUUUUAAUUAUUGUUAUAAAUAUUAAUUUUACACUCAAAACAUAAAUCUGUUAUUUGUUGCAAACCUAUGUGUGCUUUUAAAUAGUUACAGUGCUGGAUAUGAUCUAUUGCACUGUGAAGCAUUGAUUAUUGGUGGUAGGGUACAAAAACAACACCUCAAGAAGAGAGAAAUCUGCACUUAACACUUAAAAUAAAAGCCUUAACAUCUUCAGAGAGAGAAAACUGCGCAGGGAUUACCACAGCAGGAAGUCUAAAUUAGCAUUCUCCAGAGGUUUUGUGUAAGUACCGCAACAGGAUUUGUCCAGAGUGGGUCUGCUACUGUAGGAUUCUGUAAAUGUGCUUUGAGUCUAAAUAUGUGAGCAAGGCUGCUUCUCUUGGCUAUAUUUAUACUCCGUCCCUGUGAUCCUCACUGUGACCUCAUCACGACCUGUAAAGGUUGGAGAGUGAACUGAGGCCAGGGCCGUCUCGACACUCAUUAUCAUGAGAUUGGCACAGGUUGUUAAUCGUAUAUAGAUUGAACUCUACUGACAAAGGCUGAUGUCCUUAUACCUUCUCUCAGUUAACUUAAUGUAUCACCUCUUCAUAUUGACAGGGUUUGUCAGGUGACCUAUUCAAGCACGUUACUGUUCGCCUCAAGCAUGAAGGACAGAAGAGAUGCUGAUGAAUAAGUGAAAUUGAAAGCUUUUAUAUUCUAGUAAGUGGUUUUUGAAGUUCCUGGAAAUCAGUACCAUUUGACUUCAAUAAGAGAUGUAUGAGUCUGUUUUUAAGAGAAUGUGUUUAAAAUGUUCAAACUAAGUCAGAUAGUAUGCCUACCAUGGAUUUUAGUCUUCCUAUCUUGCCACUGAAAAUUAUUUGUUUUGACCUCAGAUCUUUCAGCAUAACUGGUAUGCAGUCACGUCACAACGGCUGUAUAGACUGUCAUUGCACUUUUUCAGCGAGGGUAUUGACUCAAGCUUUCUCUCAAGUUAAAACCUUGAUGCUUUACCCUUUGAAAAACUACAGUAAUUUAUCAAGGCCUCAGCUCUCUUCGUGUUUGGCUUUCAUAGGACUGUGACUAUACAUACCAGGACUCCUGCUGCACAGCAGGUUGCAAGCUAAUUGAACCUGGUAUUUUAGCUGCUGCCAGGAGAGGGGGAGGGCUAAGCCUGGGCAUCAGAACACACGUGCAAGCUUGACGGAUGUUGGCCUUGUCAUGGUGUCCUACUCUGACCGGAUCCAAACUGCAUCCGCAUGUCGGAUGCUAAACAGCUGAAGGCCUGCUAAUCAUAUUUAACCCAAAUUAAUGCGGACUAUAGUUUUUCUUGGUAAUGAUUUCUUUGUGGUGUUUAAACUGAGAGGCUGGCGGUGAGAGGUACAGGUUGCUCCACUCACCUUAAAAGUCCAGGAGCACUCUGGGAAAAAAGAUUUAGGCAUUUCAUGAAAAGAUAAAUCACAUCUGCAACGAUUCUUCUCAGGUCUAAGUGGUGCAAUCUCUCUCUGAUUUGAGAAGAAGUGAUGGGAGGUUCCUUCCCUGCACAGGAAAGGCCUCGGUCAAGAUGACUAAACCCCUUUCUCAGCAGUUCUGUGGAGUCACUCACUCACCGUCAUGACUCAGCAGGAGGGUCUUUCUCCUGUUUUCUCCCAUGAGUCAGGAUGCAAUAAAUCUGCCCCACCACGACCUAUCAAGCUCCUUAAGACCACAGACAGAUGGCAGCAUGAGGACUUGCCCUGCAGUGUGUGAUGUGCGUGUGUUUGUGUGUGUGUUUAUGUCCAAAGACUUUGUGGGAGUGGGUGCUCCUGUGAUGAAGCACUUCUUGAAACUCUCUGCAUCACAGGGAGGGAUCGGCCGGCCGUCUGUAAGCCUCUGAUAAGGGUUACCCCUCACGUACUCUGGCAGUUCCUUUGUCCUUGAAAAGAGCAAGCUGACCCCCGCUGAUCUCCAAACAAGGAGAGAGCCGUCUCAAAAUAGAUCCUCACACUUCGACCUUUCACACGUAAUAAGUGCCUCAUGUGAAGCAUAUCUGAUGGGAUGUUUUAGGCCCUGUGAUCAUUUCACAUGUACUGUGACAACAAUCUGUCAGGAGACUUUACCAGCAGGCAGCAGGAUUUGAGUCACCCAGUUAGACUUUUGUUAGGAUUACAGUGCCAUGGACAGAUCGUAGCUGGUUUAACUGAUGCCAUGCAUCUGUUAUUAUCAUCUGUUGUUAUUUUAUUAUCAUUGUUGAUAUCGUUUUUUAUUUUUACUAUCCUGUUUCCACUUUUGAACCCCCUUUUAAUCGCAUUUUCUUUUUUCUUAAUUAUUUUAUGUUUUUAUUUUGGUCCUCAUAGUCUCAUUUUAUGUUGCAUGGUUCUUGUAUUGUCUGGGUUCCUUAUGACAUUGAAAUGGCCUUCAGUUCUGUUUUAACUAAGCGUUUUGUUUUUAUCUGUCUUUUUCCAUGUGCUUUAUGGCUAUAUGUCAAAGCACUUUGUAAACUUCUCUUUUUAAAAGUGCUACACAAAUAAAACUUUUAUUAUUAUUAUUACAAUUAUCUUUGAAGAUUUAACAGAUCAUGAUUGCAGAAAAGCUGAUAUCACAAAUCAUAUUCUUCUUAAUUUUGUUCGUGUUUUCCAGCAGGUGACUUAAGGUGGCUUGAAGGGAUUAAGUAAGACCUGUAAACACUGGAGUUUUUGAGUUCUUUUUAUAGGCAACAGCAUGUUACAGAGAUUGACUGUAUACUGAAGCACAGCUUUGGUCAAUUUUUGAACGCAAAGUUUUUGAUUUUUGUGUCCCUGAAAAUCAAAAACAGACAGUCUGAGAAACAAGGGGACAUCUAAAAUUAGAAAUGCAUAAUCCAUAGCCAAAAAUACUGAAAACAAACAAAAAAGACAUUUCAGUAAAGAAUAAUUCCUGCAAAUCAAACAACUUCAUUAAAAAAAGAAAUCUAUGGCUUUACAUAGUUUAAAAUCUAUCCCAAGCACCGUCCCUAUUAAUAAUCGUUUAGAAAUAAAAUAAGUCAUAUUUGAGCAUCUCAUUUUUGACCAAUCUAUUCUAACAAUAAGUCAACUUGAUUGACAAUAAACAUCAUUACUUUGCACUUGUUGUCAGUUCUCAUGCAGGUAUAAUAAAUAAACUAGUAACCCUUCUUGUAUGUAGUUUUAUAGACAAAAUCAAAAGCUGCAUCCUUGUGAGGGUGACAGAGGACAAAGGGGGCAGAUAAAGACAGGACCAUUAUGCCUCGUCAUUGUCAUCGAGCCUUCAGCUGCCUUCUUGAAACGUGUUUAACUCCCUUUAUGCAAUGCUGAGGUCCAAGUCAUGUGUCCAAAGCCUCAGCAGAUUUCAGUCCAAUCUCAGAGUGAUUAGCAAGGCUUUUCAUUCUAUCCUUAGCUUCCCAUGGAUGUGAUUAGCAGGUAGGCCCGCUUCUGGAGGGAGGCUUUUGAACUGGUUUCUUGUUCUCUCUGCGUGCAGGAGCUUCUGUGUUUCUUGUGGAGUUUACAUCGUAACACUGGGGCUUUGGAGCUACUUUCUGUCAGAUUUGGUCCUUUUAUGAUGAUGGAUCAUGUGAGUAUAUGCUCUUGAUGUAUAUUCUCAAACUUUGGCUGAACUGCUUUAACUUGCAUUUGUUAUCCCAGAGGCUGUACUUCAAAAAUGAAGAUUUUAGAAUUUGCACAAAGAAAGGAAGCAAUAAUCCUUGUUUAACUGGAUGAACUCAGGCUGGCCUGUAUGCAGGAUGUGAUUUUUAUUUUCCUUGUUUGAACUUUUCUGAGAUCCUCAGUUGCUGAAUAUGACACCUUAGGGAUAAAGAGCAUUAUUCUAAGAGACCAAGGCCACAUAUGUUUCCUGGUCGAGGUGAAUAAAGAAAAUACUUUUUUGCUCCAUCAAAGAUCCAAAAGCAACUGUGCAGAAUAAAAUAAUGCUCUCUUCUGCUAUGCUUCUGAAUAUCAGCAAAUGAGCCACAUGAGAACUAGGGUGGAAAUGACCUCUGCAUGUUUUCUUAGUCUUGCAUGCAAUAUUCACAUCCAUGCACCUUAUUAUUUAGUAUUUUAAUCAUAAUCUAUACUGCGUUAUCUGCAACACCACUAAAUACUCUGCUAACUUCAAAUCUACUAAUAUAUGAGUUUGGGAAACCAUACAUUUGUGUUAAAUUUGAUGUUAUGUUUGGGUUUGUUCCUGCAGGAGAACACAAAUCAUGUCUCAAAAUAAUAAUACAACUAAUAUACAUCAGAAUCUCUGGGUUCAUAGGGUUGGCCUGCAUAAUCCUGGAUUAUGGAGGGCGUAAACACAUUUCUCUUCAGGUUGUAUAUUCUUAGAGAAUCAAAACAGUGUUUGGGCUAAAAAUAGAAAUACUGUCGAUUCAACCUAAAGACUUGAUAGCUUGAGGUUGGCACUCCAUGCACACCAUUAUUUACAAGAAUCUAUCACAAUUUCCUGCCAAAAUCUGCAGCUAGCAGAAACACUUGCCGCUUUAGUCGACGUGUGCGGCGCAGCUAAUACAAGCACAAGGACAACGGCCAAACCUGUUCUUUGUAUGUGUCAGUCAAGCUUAGCCCGAUUUUGAGUCAUCGAAUUUGACUCAUUCUUAUGAAUUUUUAAAAAAUCUUUUUCGUUGUGUUUCAAACUGGGCUUGCGUCCUUUUCCAUCAUCACACAACAAUGACUUAUCUUUGCUUGCUGCUGUGUUGUCACAGCAAGAAUACAUUGUGCUUAUUGCAGAUAUUGCUUUUUAUAGGUAAUCCUUGCAUUAUUGAGAGCAGGGAAAACUGGCUGAGGUUGUAUUGUGGUUGAAUAUGUUCUUCAGCAACAAUCACUGGGGUGAUGUCCACUUUCACACCUCAUACAGACUUAAGCUUGUUAUUUAAAGUCACUUGGGGAUUUAUUUGUGGUUUUAUCCUCUUUAUCCCUGUCUUCAUUUACUCUUUGAUCUCUGGAGCUGUCUGUACAUACAGUUUUCAACAUCACUGUCAUGUGUCCCCCUUAAAACUGUUCAGUAAGACAUCAGCAACACUGACUGAUAGCAGUAUUCACUGUGAAUGCAUUUACAUGAAGUCUGCAUUUAUUUAUCUGCAUGUUAAAAAGGGAACAAACUGCAUAUAACAAAUGAAGAAAAAGAGUAAAGAUUCAAUCUGAGAGGUGUUUUGCAUUGGUUAGCAUCUGACCAAAUAUCACCAAAUAAAUGAUCCCAAGGGUUAAUGUCUCAAAAGAUUCCCAGAAGACAGUGCUAGGCUGCUUACAACCACGGCCAAAAGCGAUUCUUUGCAGGGAUUUUCGGUUCAGAUGAGCCUGAUGUAAACCCCGAUCAAACAUGUUUACACAUUGCCUUAGACUUAAAGACUUUAGAAAGGGCGGUGCUGGUUUACUAAGAAAAGAUCAAGUACAGACAAAAGUGCUGGAGAAAACCGCGUUUGCACCCAGAUUAGCUGAUAUAAGAAGUUGCGGGUUAUAAAAGGGGCUUUCUGUCAUGUUUUUGCAGUUUGCAUUUUACUCAGCAGGUUAAACUGUGUUCAUUUUUAUUACCUUGUAUUUUCAUAUCUCCUGCAGCCUAGGAUGGAUAGGAGCCAUGCAGAUGUGCAGUGCGAGCAGAAGAAGCAUGAUUCCCCAAUGCUGCUGUUUGCCUGAGCUCACCUGCCAUCUUCGUCUGCUCAUGUGAGACCAGCUUUCAUCCAGAGCAGAGGGACAACCACCUGUAAAACAUGUCCUCCCACAAGCGUAACUUCCAGUGCUUCAAUGCUUUAGGGAAUGAAGGCUCCCAUAAGUCUCCUCUUCACUUCAAACACACCACCCGCCUGCCCAGGAUUUCCCAUCAUGGCAUGGUGGCCCACCAGAACCCUCUGGAGGAAUGCUACCUUUGUACUCAGUAUAGACAUGCCAAGGCCCUGGAGGCUUUAGAGACCCAGGUCACCCCUUUUUGUCACACUCACAGUCCAUACCACCACCAUCUCCCACAGGAGUAUGUCCUCAGGAGACCCACCAGGCCAGAGGAGCAUUCAGGCCAUGAGCAUCACAUUCAUCACAGCAGGCACAAGAGGGUGGUUCUGGUGAAGAACAGCGACCCAGCGUUCAAGAGGACUAUCGUCCUGCACCACAGGAGCCUACGCAGUUUUGGGCUUUUCUUGGAGGAGGUUUCUGAGCUUAUGCAAUACCACGUCAGGAAGCUGUACACUCUGGAGGGCCGCAAGGUGAGGUCUCUAACACCUGAAAUCAAAGACGGGAGGAGAUAUGUCCAGUUUGAUGUAAAUGCUUUCAAGAUAUUUACUCACGCAUCCUUCAGAGAGGUUUUUCAAUCUGUUCAGGAAACCUCUUUUAACAGCAGGGAGUUAGGAAUAAAACAAGAACUUUAUUUAUCAGUAAUACUGCAGUGUCCUCUUAAAUACCUUUAAAACCUAAAAGGAUGGAUGAAUUUGAAAUUGAGAUCAGUACCACAGUUUAAGAGUUGUUUUAAAAAAACUGCUGAGGAAUAUGGCAUUUGAGUGUUGAAACAUGUUGUUGUGCUUCAGAUUUAAAAAAAAAGAGAGAGAGAGAAAGAGAGGCCUCUAGUGACAGGAAUGGUUUUGAUCUAAAUCCUCAAAGCUUUGGCAACUGUCAGCCUGACUACAGACACGCAAUUAAAAUGAGCAGAUUUUGAUCUUUUGAUGUGCAAAAAAAUUAGACAUGCCAUGUUGAGCUCAACCUCACACUAGAAUAUCAAUCUAUCACAUAGGUACCAUCUUCAUCUUUAUACUAAAACUAACAUGUAGCUAAAAGUGGGGGUUGAACUAUUUGCUGUAUCGUGAAAAACACAUCUUUGCUCCAUUAAAAAUCACUCAAUGUUUAGUGGACCUAAACAUAUAUAAGUAAAACAAACUGUUUGCUGGAAUAAAUCAGGACUUUGGGAGUGAAGGGAUAUGGGAAGGGCUUACCUUUAUUUAUUUUUGCAGUAAGCAUACAGAUACAUUUACUCAAAUCCUAUAGCAUCUGUAAGCUAAGAUGUAUUUGUGUUUGCAAAGAUUCAUUUACCAGCAUUAUUAACAUGCUUUAUACAUUUUUAAAAUACCUAAACAGUAUAUAUGCUCAUAUAAUGUACUUUUCAGUCUUCGAGCUCUCUGUAGUUUGUUUUAUUUCAGGUCUAGUGGGACAAAUAUUUUGAGUCUGUGCAUGAGGGAAUAAAACAGGGAUAUUCCUUUACACACAUAUUUAGCUCGUGGUAUCUCUCCAAACCUCCAUUAAUCUUGGUCAAAUCAGAGCUAUUUCUGAGAGAGGAAAAACAGGUCAAUGUUGAAACUCCACUCUCUACUCUUUGAUACAAGAGGUGUCUUAGAAAUGUGUCUUCCACAGAGGCAAUUAAUAACCUUCACGGGUUCGCUGUGUGACCAGAGAUGAAGCCAUUCAUCUGCUUUUAUCUGAAACUGAAAACUGUGCUCUCAUCAAAGUGACUUCCAUACGCAAAUAAAAUCACCAGACAAGCCUCAAUGAGUAAAAUGAGCAAUCUGAGAACUAAAACCUUAUGUUACUAAAACUCAACAGAAAAAUCCUUUAAAGCUAACAGUAAAAAACUUUCAGCUAUAUCUUUUUUUAGAUGUAUGUAAAUGUGGAAUACCUUUAAAAAGAGUUAAUACCUUUAUUAGGUCCUCUUAUGGGAUUUGAGGUGUAACAGGUCUGUACAAACUUGAUGCCCCCGGGAAGGCGUUCAGCAGGCUUAUCUCUUUUAGAAUAAGUGAUUUAGAAAAAGAUGAUAAUUUGUAGGGGUGGGAAUCACCAGUGACGCCACGAUAUGAUAUUAUCACGAUACUUGGGCCACGAUACGAAAUUAUUGCCAUUUACUAACAUUUUGCAAUACAGUGAGUAUUGUGAUACAAUAUAUUGCGAUCUAUACAAUUUUUAAAAAAGUUUAGCUAAUUUAGCAUUUGUCUUUCCUUUAUCAUUGUCUUAUUUACGCUGUAUUUAUUUUCAUGUAGCACAUCUUGCAAACCUUACGUAUCAGGUCUGUCUCAUUUGUGCCCUGCUUGCAUUCCUAAUGUCUUUCCUUAGGUGCUGCUAUAUUUGUUGCACUAACUUUCUCCUGCUCUAUGAUGUCACCUCUGCCGACCUCACUGGACAAACAGUUGAUUUUAUUUUUCUAUUAUCAUAGAUUUGACUUUAUUAGCAAUUCAUUUAAAAGAAAACAAUACUUAGUGAGACCAUACGAUAUAUCACCAGACAGAAUAUCGUGAUACUUUUUUUCUCCCACCCCUAAUAAUUUGCCUGAUUUUAGUCUUAUUUACCUAAAAGAUAUAAAGAGGGGAUCAGCAUGUCUAUUGAGAAUCUAAACUGUAAGAGAAACCCUCAGUUAAAGAAAAAAAAAAGAAAACCUUUUCUGUUUUUACGCUGCUCUUCUUAACAUUUAAUCUCUGAGAGUGACACGCCUGAAAAACUGCUGAUCAAUGGCAGUGACAGUGGCAGCUCAAUAUUUUAAGAGUGCACUGUCAUCUGUCAACUCCCCUGAGAUCAUCCUGGAUUAGUAUAUUUAUCUUGUUGUGACUCCCUGCUGAACUCACAGCCUUCUGUUGCAGGAUUUAGAGCACGGAGCUGCACGAAAGAGGGAACUAGGCCUAGACUCAAAGCAUUUCUGAAAUACUUUCUUCCUUAAAUGUUUACUCUAUCUUUAUACUUUCCAUUGUCAUCGAUGUAAAAUAGAGACCUGACAAACUUGACUACAUCAGACCAACAAUUUCAGCUCGUACAACUACUCACUGGAGCAUUUGAGUUCCUUACUGGAGUAUUUAUGACCUGUCACCCAUUUUUAUCAAUGUUAACUGAGCUGUUGGGUUAAAAAAUAAGCUUGAACUGAUAUACAUUUACAUUUAUAGAAAAGAUUCUUGCUGGAGUUUAGAUUAGAGAUUGGACAAUGUAUCUCGCUCCUGAAUCCUGAUAUAAAUUAUCCUUUCAAGUUUCAGUUGUUACAAAUGUUAAUAUCUUAAUUCAAAAUUAACAUGCCUUUCAAACAGAUUCCAGACAGAUAAAGAACCAGCUCUAUCCCACUUUUGGAAACUUCACAUGUUCACGGCAUGUCAACCAUCCUGUUUUAUGCCUACCAUCACUCUGCCUAUUAAAGGGAUAGUCCAGCGUAAAUUUAAGUUAUGGUCAAACACAUCGUAACACCAAGUGAGACACCACUUCAAGAGAUGAAUGUUGCUGACUGCUUCCUUCUCUGGUCAUGCCAGCUUAAAUAACGCCUGCAAGUUAGUGAUACUGUGAUCUACAUCUCCACACGCAAACCUCAAGCCAAUAGCCACAAAUAAUGCUCAGAACAGCACCUAACUUCAUCAAUAGUACAUAUAGGGUCCCAGCCAUAGUACUAGCCAUCAAACAUCUUGCCUGGUUUCUUAAGCAAAGAGACCAAAGAGAACUCACCCACGCUCCUCCAGCAGCCGCUUGUUUGAGGGGGAGCCCUGACGAGUUGAUCACUGAGUGCAGUGGAUCAUUUCCAUGAAGUAAUAACCAUCAUAAUAAUCAUUUUGCACUGCAGACGUGGUAGUUCUUCUUCCUCAGCAUCUUGGUCUGAUUGCAUUUCCAUGAAGUAAUAAUGAAAAAUGCACCCUCCUGCACUCGGUGAUCGACUUGUGCGAGCAUUAUUUGUGGCUACAGAGUGGCUUUUUGGUUGAGGUUUGCAUGUAGAGACAUAGACCACAGUAUUACUAUAGAGCGGUCGUUGCUGAAGUUAAUACAACUAAGGAAGCAGUCAGCAACAUUCUGUGUUUGACCAUAACUUAAAUUUAAGCCGGAAUAUACCAUUAACUUGAAUUUAUCCUUACCUUGUCUUUGUUAUACUUUCUGUUCUUCUGUUUCAGAUUGACAACUUUCAGAGUCUAAUUCAGUGCCCCAGUUUCAUUGUCUGUGUGGGACGUGAGCCCUCCCAUUCCUCUAUUGUUGACAGUUUUCGGAAAACAUCUGAAGACAAACUCCCAAAGCUGAGGGCACGAAUCACAAGCAGCAACGAUGGCCACCAGGGUAUGAUGAUCUGCAUUUGAAACCAAAAGCACUUUACUUCUAAAUGGAUCAGUCAUAGACAAUUUAAUUGUCCUACAGAUUAAGCAACGAUACUAAUUUCACCUUUUUCUCUCUUACUCUGAUCUUGAUGGCAAACCAAGAACCACCAACAAGUAAAAGUGUCGUCAGUCCCAAAGAGGAAUCCCUCUGUGGAUCUACCAGGCAUUCAGUAGCAUCUGAAAAGUCUUUACUGGAGGGCACCAACUCACCAGAUAAUGUGGACUCUGGCCAGUUCACUGGUGAUGGAAUAACGGGGGAUGAUAUCGAGAAGCGGGUCCGAGUUAAUGAAGAUGGCAGUUUGUCUAUGGAAAUGAAAGUACGCUUCCGCUUACAAAACGACGACACAUUACAUUGGUCCACACAGGUUCGGAAGACCACAAACAGAUGCGAUAACCACCAAGGACACAUCACUCCUUGUUUUGCACAAGUUAGUGAUAGGAGCUGCACAGAAUCUGAAAAUGUCUCAGCCGAUGAACAAGACGAGGCUUACAUCCACAGACACUUCCAAAAGCAUGUGGAGGAGGCUCAUUGUCCUCAGUGCUGCAGUCACUGUCAGGAUUAUGAGAUCUGGAAAAACAUCAAAGGUGCACAGGGAUCAAGUCGGCGCAUUAGAACUUCGAGCUCGAGCGCAUCCUCACAUACAGUGAUCUCUCGGAAGACAGUGGUGCAACGGGAAACUACAUCCAGGUCUAGUGAAGACAACGCUGGAGAAGAGACUUGUGAGAAGCAAACUGUUGAGGCAGCUGAAACUAUAGAGUACUGCACUAUCAGGAGUGAGACCUGCUCACCAAAAUGCAAGGCACCAUCCCCCGCACUGGACAACUCUGAAGUGUGUGUUGAUGAUUCUCAAAAUGAUCAGGCCAUUGACCAAACUGCUCCAACACUGGAGCAAGUAGAACAAAAAGAGUCUGCUCUUUCUCCUUCUUCUCAAGUUUUAGCUGAGCCUGAGGAGGAUCAAAAUGAAGUUGUUUCCAGGGCAUCUUCUCAGAACAAUGAACCUGAAAAAGAAGAGACGGGGGAAAGUGCGGAGUUGGAAACAGGGUCGCCACUGCGCCAAUCACCCCUGAGUCCAACUGAUAAGGCAUCAAACGCCUCAGGGGGCUCAAGCAAGUCAAGAAGAUCAAAAAAAUCCCACAGCUGUCGUUGUGGAGUGCCCAGUGAUCCUGAGGGGAAUAAGAAAGGGGACACUGACGCUGAGGUUGAACAGGAACAUGAGAUACAAAGAGAUCAAUCAAGUGCCAUGUCUGUAAAGUCGAAUGCAUCCAGCAGAUCAAACAAGUCUAAGGACAUAGAGAUAACAAACUCUGAAGAUAUAGAGGAGAAAAGAUCCCAAAGUGCCAUGUCUGUUCAUUCAAAUGCCUCCAUGAAAUCUCAAUCUGAUGCUACAGCUGAAGAGUCACAAGCACAUGACGACAAAGAGACACAAGAAAGGCCAUCAAGUAGCAUGACUGUCAAAUCAACGAAAUCUGAGAAAUCUGUUAAGUCAGAGGCGGCAGCUGAACAACAAGAACCAGAGGAGAGUGUCGUUGAAGAAAGAGUCAUAAGCUCUUUGUCGUCAAGAUCCAAAACCUCAGUUAGAUCGAAGGGAUCAGGUGUGUCCUCUCCCCCAGAUAAAGAGCAAGAAGAGGAGGAAACUGAGGAAAGGACAUCCAGCCCAAUUUCAGCUACAUCAACACCUGCACAGGAGAGCACGCAGGAUCCGGCUGACGAGAGUGAGAAAGAAGCAGAAGAGAGAGCACAAAGCUCAUUCUCAGUAAAGUCUAAAGCUUCUGUAAAAUCCAACAAGUCCGCUGCUUCUGAAUCUCCACCUCAAGAAAACUGCGAGGAAAAAAGUCAAGUAUCAGAGUCUCAAAGUGCUGCCGAAAAUAUGGAGAAUGAAGAACCUGAAGAAUCUGGAGAAAGAGUGCCAAGUGUUAUGUCUUCAAAAUCCAAUGUCUCUGGAAGAUCUAAACAUUCAACCUCAGCCAAGCCUGAAGAUGAAGAAAACAAUGAGGAAGAUGCUGAACAGAGAGCAUCUAGUGCCAUGUCAGCAAAAUCAGCCAAGUCAAAAACCUCUGAAAUAGAAAUCCAACAACUCGAUGAUGAGGCGCAAGAAGUAGAUGCAAGAGCACCAAGUGCUUUGUCACAGGAAGCGACGUCAAAUAAAGCUGAGAGCGGAGAUGAGGCAAGGGAAACUGUGGAAAGACCCCCGAGUACUAAGUCAGUGAAAUCCAUCAAGUCCAAUACAUCUGCAAGGUCCAGAAAAUCAGAAAAAUCUAAUGCAUCUAAACAAUCAGUCGUGUCUCAUCAUUCAGCUAAGGAUGAAGAGGAAGUUGAAAACGAGGAAAGUGAAAGAGCAUCCAGUGCCAUGUCAGCCAAGUCAACCAAGUCAGAUGUCUCUGCAACAUCGCAAAAGUCAAACUGCACUGAACAAAUGAAAGAAAAUGCGGAAGAUGGAGAAGAACAAGUUGGGAGAGCAAGUAGUAAGGCAUCUGCAAGAUCCAGAAAAUCAACAAGGUCUGACGUCCGUGAUGGAGAUGAUGCAGAAAGUGAUGGGAGACCGCAAAGCAAACAGUCCAUCAAAUCAGAGAAGUCAAACAUUUCUGCAAAAUCCGGCAAAUCUAAAUCAUCAGAAAUCCCUCGUGAAAGUCAGGACAGCCACGGGGAUGGAAAUGAUGAAGAGCAAACUGAGGACAACACUGCAGGUUCCAAAGAUGAUGUUGAGGAAACGCCAGGCUCCUGUGAUAUUUCAGCUGAGGAAAACCCUGAUGAAACUGAAGCAAGAGCACCGAGCGCAAUGUCAGAAAAGUCAUGUAAGUCCAAAUCAUCUGCAGUGUCUCAUAAGUCAAAAGAGUCCAAAGUCAAAUCUGAGGAAAUGAAUGAUGAAGAGGACACUACAGAGAGACUAGAGAGUCAGAUGUCCAACUCAAACGCCUCCAUGGUAUCUACAAAAUCAAAAGUUUCUGAAGCUCCUCCUGAACAGGAUAAUGACAUCAGCGCUAAAGAAGAUACCAGUGAAAGAUCACCAAGCUGCAUGUCAGAGAAUUCCUGCAAAUCAAACUCUUCAGCGAAAUCUAACAAGUCAAAAUGUAGUGAUGGUUUGGCCAAAGAAGAUGAAUCUGAAAAUGAGGCAGAGAGGGUAUCUAGUGCAAUGUCAGCAAAAUCAGCCAAGUCAGCUGGGUCAGCAAAAUCAGCACAUUCAAAUGUUUCUGCCAAAUCGAAAACAUCAAACCGCAGCUGUGUGUUAGCUGAUGAAAAUACUGCAGAGCACACAGAAAAUGAAGAGAGAGCUCCCAGUAAAAUGUCAAACACAUCUGCUAAAUCUGCAAACUCAAAAACCUCUGCAAGAUCUGGAAAUUCAAGAGGGUCUGAUGGUCCCUCUGAAAACAGUGGGGAUGCUUCUGAAGAAGUCCUCGUUGAAGAGGAGACUGAAGCGAGAUCUAUGAGCUCUAUGUCAAUACGCUCAGUUCAGUCAGGUAUUUCCUUAAAAUCAAACAGGUCCAAAUGUUCAGCCCGAGUCCUCGAGGACAGCAAUGACAGCCCCACUGAUGUGAAUGACAGAGAGCAAACUGAAGAGCGAGCACCUAGUGCUGCCUCUGCUAAAUCAGCGAGAUCACAUGCUUCUGCAAAGUCAGCCAAAUCAGGAACUUCUGACGCUCACUCCAGCAAAGCGGCUGACAUCCCUGAUGAAGGCGAGGAUGAAGAGGAGACACAAGAGAGAACAACUAGUGCCAUGUCAUCCAAAACUGCACAGUCAUCAAAAUCUGCAAAAUCCACAAAGUCCAAAGAGCCUGAUUGUUCAGCUGAAGAAAAUGCAGCUGAUCACGAGGAAGAUGCAGAGAGGGCUCCCAGCAGUGCAUCAGUCAAAUCAGGAGUAUCCGCCACAUCCAAUCUCUCGAAGACCUCUAAAAAGUCCAAAGUUUCUGAAGUCCACUUGGAAGAUUCUGCUGAGUGUCCUGAAGAAAAUACUGCUAAGGAUGAGGGUGAUGAAAGACCUGCAACCCCAAAGUCAGAGCACUCAGUUCAGUCCAAUGUUUCUGCAUCAUCAAAUAAGUCUCAGUGUUCAGCUGAUGCUCCAGCAGAGGAGAACUUUGAGAGUCCUGAUGUAGGAGAUGAUGAAGAGCAAACUGAGGAGAGGGCACCUAGCUGCACAUCAGCUAAGUCAAUGAAGUCCCACGUAUCUGGAAUCUCGAUUAAGUCACAAGAGAGAGCUCCCAGUGCUGCGUCUGCUAAAUCAGCAAAGUCACAUGUGACUGCUAAAUCUAACAAAUCAGAGGCCUCCGAAGUUCAUUCUAGCAAUACUGCAGACAUUCCUGAUGAGGAAGAUCCUGGGGAGGGGACCGAAGCAAGAACAUCCAGCCCUUUAUCAGUUAAAUCAGCAAAGUCACACAAAUCUGCAAAAUCUGUCAAAUCAAAGGCCUCUGAAGUCUGCUCUGAUAGAGUGAGUCCUACUCCUGAUGUGGGAGAUGAUCAGGAACAAACUGAGGAGAGAGCACCGAGUGCAACUUCAGGAAAAUCUGAACGGUCAACAGGCUCUGCAAAAUCUUCCAAGUCAAAAGAGCCUGACAAUCCAGAGGAGGAAGAUACAGCUGAUCAGGGGGAGAGGGCUCCUAGUACUGCAUCAAUCAAAUCUGUGAAAUCUAUGAAAUCUAAUGUUUCAACAAGGUCUAAAAGAUCCAGGGUGUCUGAGGUCCCCGUAGAAGAUGGUGCUGACAAUACUGAGGAAAACCAAAAUGAGGGUGAAGCUGAAGAGAGAGCAGUGAGCUCAAUGUCAGCUAAAUCAAAGAAGUCUAAUGUUUCUGCAUCAUCAAGGAAGUCUCAAUGUUCUGCUGCUGAUGACGAACCUGCUGAAGAAAGGUCUAGGGCACCUGAUGAGGAGGAUAACAUCGAGCAAACAGAGGAAAGACCACCAAGCUGCACAUCAGCCAAAUCAGCCAAGUCCAAUGUUUCUGGAAUCUCUAUUAAGUCACAGGAGAGAGCACUAAGUGCUGCAUCUACUAAAUCUACCAAGUCAUAUGUUUCUGCUAAAUCUGCUAAAUCACACAUUUCUGCUAAAUCAGUUAAGUCAGGAGCUUCUGAAGUUUGUCCUGAUGAAACUUCAGAUAUUCCCGAUGGUGAAGAUGCUGAGGAGGCAACUGAAGAAAGAACACAAAGUGCUUUGUCAGUCAAAUCAGCAAAAUCGCAUGCAUCUUCAAAAUCUGUCAAGUCAAAUGCCUCUGAUAAAGCUGCAUCUUCAACUCAUGAAGAAGAUGACGUACAGGAAACAGAGGAGAGAGCUGCAAGUGUCAUGUCAUCAAAAACUGGAAGGUCAGCCAGUUCUGCUAAAUCCACUAAGUCCAAAGGGCCUGACAGUCCAGAGGAAGGAGAUACAGCUGAUCAGGAAGCUGAUGCAGAGAGGGCUCCAAGUAAUUUGUCAGUCAGAUCAGGCAAAUCAGUGAAAUCCAAUGUCUCUAAGACAUCAAGACGGUCGAAUAUUUCUGAAAUUCCCUCGGAAAACUGUGCUGACAAUACUGAAGAGAACAAAGAUGAGGGUGAAGCUGAAGAGAGAGCAGAGAGCCCAAUGUCAGCCAAAUCCAAGAAGUCAAAUGUUUCUGCAUCAUCAAAAAGAUCUGGAAAAGAUGAGGAAAGCUCUGAGAAACCCGAUGAGGGCGGUGAGAAUGAGCAAACUGAAGAAAGACCACCGAGCUGCACUUCAGCCAAAUCUGCCAAGUCUCAUGUUUCUGGAGUGUCUACAAAGUCACAAGAAAGGGCACAGAGUGCUGCCUCUUCUAAAUCAGCAAGAUCACAUGCUUCUGCAAAGUCAGCCAAAUCAGGAACUUCUGAAGCUCGCUCUAACAAAGCGGCUGACAUCCCUGAUGAAGGCGAGGAUGAAGAGGAGGCACAAGAGAGAACAACUAGCGCCAUGUCAUCCAAAACUGCACAGUCAUCAAAAUCUGCUAAAUCCACAAAGUCCAAAGAGCCUGAUUGUUCAGCUGAAGAAAACGCAGCUGAUCAUGAGGCAGAUGCAGAAAAAGCUCCCAGUGAUGUGUCUGUCCAAUCAGCAGAAUCUGAGAAAUCAGUAACCUCUGACACCGGUUCACAAGACAUUCCUGCUGAGGAAGCAAAUAAAGAGGAGCAAAACCAAAGCAGACCAGCUAGUUCAAAGUCAGCUCAUUCAGUUAAGUCAAAUGUUUCUGCAAGAUCAAGACAGUCAAAUGCUUCUAAAGAGCCGCCUAAUUCAAGCCCUGCUGAUGGUGAGAAUGAAGAUGAGGACACUCAAAAUAGGGCAGAAAGUGCAUCAUCUCUGCGGUCAGCUACUUCUGUUAAAUCUAAAAAGUCAAAAUGCUCUGAUACUGCAGCUGAGGAAUGCCCGAAUGGAGAAAAUGAUGAAGAGCAAGCUGAAGAAAGAGCAUCCAGCCCCAAAUCAGUCAAAUCAACACAGUCUCACAUUUCUGAAAAAUCUAUAAAGUCACAAACCUCUGAUGCUAUCGCUGAUGACGUGGCUGAACAGGAAGAACCUUCAGAAAGAGCCUCUAGUGCCUUGUCAGCUGUAUCAGAAAAAUCACAUGCCUCAGCACAGUCCAGAAAAUCCAAUCACUCUGAGAGAAACAAUGAAGAAGAAACUCAAGAGAGAGCACAAAGUGCAGUGUCAGCCAAAUCUACACAGUCAGCCACAUCAGCAAAAUCAAAGAAAUCCAAAGUUACAGAUGACGAGACUCAGGAAUGUGACGCAGAACAAGAUGAAGCGGCAGAGAGAACUGACAGUGCAAUGUCAGGUGCCUCCAAUGUGUCAGACGGAGAUGCUCAAGAAGUAAAGAGAACGCCAAGUUGUAUGUCCUUAAAAUCAGUCAAAUCAAAUAUAACAUCAAAAUCUGUGACUUUCAAACAGGAAAGUGCAGAGGACACCACAGAGCGAGUGUCAAGUGCAAUGUCUCAGAAAUCAAAUGCUUCAGGAAAUUCAGCUGAAGUUUUAGAGGCUGCUGACGGGAAUCAUGGUGAGGAAGAUCCUGAGGAGAGAUCGCCGAGUAACAUGUCUGCCAAAUCAGCAAAGUCAAAUACCUCGGCUUCAUCAAGGAAAAAAACAGUAAGCAAAGCUCCCUCAGAGGAGAGGUCUGCAAAUGAUGAAGAGGAAACUGAGCAGAGACCACCAAGCACCCUGUCAGCAAAAUCAGCCAAGUCAAUGAAGUCAAACUCAUCAGUGAAGUCUGGACAUUCAAAAGCCUCUGCUACCCCUGAAGAAAAUCCAGAGAAGCUGACAGAGCGGGCACCAAGCGCUACUUCAGUUAAAUCAGCAAGGUCAAACAAUUCAGCAGUAUCAAAGAAAUCAAAGACUUCUGAGGUACCCGCCAAUGAGGAUGCUAACGCAACUGAUGAGAACGGAGAAGAAGAUGCUGAGACUACAGCAGUGUCUGUAAAAUCAGAGAAGUCAAACAUGACAUCAGUAUCCAAGAAAUCUAAAGCAUCUCAAAGUUCUCAUCAUGUAGAAAAGGAAGAUAAUAGUGGAAAUGAAGGUGAUGAGAAAGCACCAAGUAUGAGGUCAACUCAAUCAGCAAAAUCAAAGGUGUCUAAGAAAUCAGGGAGGUCAAAGGUAUCUGAUCUCCCGACUGAUGAAAUGACACAGGAAAAGGAGGAGAGAACACCAAGUCCAGUGUCGGUGAAGUCCAGUCACUCUGAAAUGUCAAGCAGGUCUGAAGUCCCUGCAGUGACAGUUGAGGAGAUUGUUGACCGAUCACCAACUGCAAUGUCCUCAAAGUCUAAGGUUUCAGCACAUUCAAAGAGGUCAACAACUUCAGUGGCUCCAGAAAAAAACAUUGAUGCACGGUCACAUACUUCUUUGUCUGUCAAGUCCAAUCUGUCUACGAAAUCUCGAAAAUCAAAAGGGACUGAUGUUUCAACAAACGUAAAUGAGCACAAAGCCUCUGAUGUCUCGGCCGAGGACAGGGCCAGUAUUUGUGAGGAAUCUGUGAACCAUGACAACCAGAGCAAACCCACAGCAAGUUUGCUUUCAAAUGAGGAGGAACAGAUUGAUACACCUGGGAGGAGUCAUAGUUCUAAGACAGAAAAGUCAAGCAGGCAAGACACACAAAAUGCAGCCAAACCAAAGUCAAAUUCUGCUGUUUCAGAAACCUCUAAGAGUGCAGAUCAUCCAAAAGAGACUAAACAUCCUGGGAUUGGUCACACAGAGUCACAUGAAAGCGAUAUGUCCCAAACUCUGUCCAGUUCAGAUGUUCUCAAAGAGGUCGGUGAGAUUCAAGCCACCGGAGACAACAACGUGUCCAAGGCAAUGGUAAAUGGUCCACUCAAUGCUCCAGAAACUGGCGGGAGUGUCACUGAAAACAAAAGUGACAAAAGCAGCAAAUGCAAACACAAGGGCACAAAUGCUGAAGACUUAGAACUGGUACCUUCCAGCCUACCCAACGCAUCACCGACAGAGGUCGUGAAUGAAUGGCUCAAGACAAUACCAGCAGACAGUAAUAUGUACGAUGUGGAGGAGUUUCCUGAGAACUGUGACGGGCAAAAAAACUGCAACACAACAGAGGACACGAAUAGAGCGGAGGAUAAUGAAAACAGUGAAAAAAGUGUAGUUGAGAAUGUAAAAGACGCAACUGAAGUAGAUUUGACAGACUGUGUUAUCGGUGACGACUGCCAACAAAGCAAAGUGGCACCGAGUAUGGAGAACGACUGUCCCCGGAGAGAUGAUGCCUCAAAGAUUUUCAGCUCCUCCGUUCAGGUAAUGAAAGUACUUUUAAGUCCAAAGCUUGACAGAUGUAACAGUUUACCAGAGAUCUCUCAAGUGUAUGGGCGUAAACUAAGCACUUCAGCCAGAGGUCUUCUGGACUGCCUUGUGAAGCUGCAGUUAAUAGACCACAAUCCUGAAAAUGCAAAUGAAAAUAAUGAAAGGUAUCAGGAGCUCAUGAAUAUCCUCAAGUCUCUUUGGCUUUGUGAUCCUGCAGAACAGAAACAUGUGAUAAGGAAGAGCGAUCAUCAGUCUGUGGAUGGAGAUUUCAACCAUACUUCAUCAUCUGGUGUUGACGUCAACAGCGGCUCCACAGGCUCCGGAAAGAGCAGCGAUGGUGUGAAUGGGGAUGCAUCGAAACCACAUCCCAACACAGACGUGUUAAACAAAGUACAAGAAGUCCUUGAAGAAGAAGAAGCGGAUGAGGAUGCCCAAUGUACAUGUGAGAAAGAAAGUGAACUUAUCUGUGAAGAACAGCAAAAUGAUGAUGGUCCAGGUACAGAUGAGACCAUCAGAAGCAAUGAUAGCCCAAGAGAACUGCCUGAAACCCCGGCCUCUUCAAACAAGAGUUCAGGACAUGAUAGCAAAAGCCCAAAGCUACAGGAGGAGGCUGAAAUCCAAGAGAACACAAAGGCUGACUCACCUCCCCCCAUUGAAAGACCAGAGUUAACCAAAAGGAUUUCUCAAGAUCCUGAUCCAGUUUGGGUCUUACACUUGCUCACAAAAAUAGAAAAGCAGUUCAUGACUCAUUAUAUCAACGCAAUGAACGAGUUCAAAGUCCGCUGGAACUUGGACGAUAACGAGCAACUUGACAUGAUGAUAACUGAACUUAAGACCGAGGUCCAAAGAAGAAUCCAAACGAGUAUAAACAGAGAGCUGAGGAAAAUUCAAGGCCGAGCGGGUCUACCAAGACCUCCUAAAGAAGCCAUGACCCGUGCUUCAACAACACAAACUGAGGAGAGACGGCGGAGGCUGAAGGUUAUGCUUAAACAAUCAAUUGAUCCUCAAGACAAAAGUUCUGACUCAGCAACAGGCACGUCCUUUAGUGAUCAACGCAGUGAGAAUGAGGAUUACUGCCCAUGUGAAACAUGUGUCAAGAAAAAAAUGGCAUCCAGACUGGAUCCUGAAAUUAAGAGUACUGCACCUGUUAUGAUGGACUUUGACCUGAAGAGGGUUCUGCUGUUAAAGAAUGAAGUUCCUGACACUACAGAGGCAAUCGACUGUACAUCUCACUCUGGAAAUGGCAAAGGCACAAACCUAGUGGAAGCUCUUGUGCAAAAAGUGCUUAGUAAUGCUGUAAGACAGGUGGAAGAGGAUGAGCAGCAGUCUGAGACAAAGUGUGAUCUAGAAGAAGAUGAAAAAGAAGCACAUGAUGAGUGUCAGGACAAAGAAGAAGACAUUAUAGCUGAAGAAGAAGAACCAAUCAAAGAACUCUCUGAAGAAACAGCGGCUGAACAAACAGGAACAGAACUGCAUGUAGAUGAUAAAGAGGCUGAAGCUACAGAGAAGAAUGAUGCCACCAUCUCAUGUGAUAAAAGCAAGGGGAGUGAGGAGGAAGUUUCAGCAGAGGUUGAUGAGUUAAACGAAGAGGCUGGUGAAGCCAUAACGGCCACAGCUGAAGACAAGUCUGACAGAGACGAGGCUGUGGAAACCGGGACAGUUGAUGAGGAAGAAAAGAUUGCUGCCGCAGAUGAAAAAGAAACACAAGAAGAGGAAACUAUAGCAGAAGAUACUGCCGUGGGAACCUUAGCUGAACAUAAGUCAGACAAAGAUGAAGCUGUACAAGAUAUGGCAGAAUCUGAGAAGGAGGAGGAAGAGGUAGAGAUUGCUGCCGCCAUUGCAGACAAUGAUGACUCAGCUCCAGCUGAUGAAACACUGAUUGAAAAUAGGAUGACUGAAGAGAAAGAGAUAGAUGUCACCGAUGAAGAUGACGCAGGCAGAGACAUAACUAAGGAUGAACUUGUAUCAGCAGAGACUGCUUUGGCACCAAUGUCGGAACAUGAAUCAGAAAAAGAUGAGGCUGUAGAAGCAGAGGCAGUUGAUCAUGAGAAGGAGAUGGUUGAAACCGGUGAAGAAAAAAUAGAGGAAGAGGCUGCUGAAGCCACCACAGACAAAGAUGAUCUUGCUAGUAAACAUGAGUCUGAAAUGGAAGGACCAGCUGAUGAUAAGGAAGGACUGGCCCUUUCUGGUGAAGAUGAAUCUGCCAUUGAUAACAGUGACACAACAACAGCUGAGGAAGAGCAAACUGAAAGACAAACAUCUGAGGAUGAGAAGGCUGACACUGUAUGUGAGGAGGAGUCUAAAGAGGUUAGAGCUGAGGAUGAAGUUGUGGCAGACACAACUGAACAAGCAUCUGCACAUGAAUCGAUUCAUGAAUCUGAACAUGAAUCCGUUCAUGAAUCUGAACAUGAAUCUGUUCAUGAAUCUGAACAUGAAUCUGCGAAAGAAUCUGUUCAUGAAUCUGGGCAUGAAUCUGCACAUGAAUCCAAACAUGAAUCUGAACAUGAAUCUGCGAAAGAAUCUGCACAUGAAUCGAUUCAUGAAUCUGAACAUGAAUCUGUUCAUGAAUCUGAACAUGUAUCUGUUCAUGAAUCUGCACAUGAAUCUGAACAUGAAUCUGCGAAAGAAUCUGCACAUGAAUCUGCACAUGAAUCUGUUCAUGAAUCUGCACAUGAAUCUGCACAUGAAUCUGUUCAUGAAUCUGCGAAAGAAUCUGAACAUGAAUCUGAGCAUGAAUGCACACAUGAAUCUGCACUUGAAUCUGAGAAAGAAACUGUUCAUGAAUCUGAGCAUGAAUCUGCACAUGAAUCUGUUCAUGAAUCUGAGAAAGAAUCUGUUCAUGAAUCUGCACAUGAAUCUGCACAUGAAUCGGUUCAUGAAUCUGCACAUGAAUCUGUUCAUGAAUCCACACAUGAAUCUGCACAUGAAUCUGAGCAUAAAUCUGCACAUGAAUCCGAACAUGAAUCUGAGCAUGAAUCUGCACAUGAAUCUGCACAUGAAUCUGAGAAAGAAUCUGUUCAUGAAUCUGCACAUGAAUCUGCACAUGAACCCGAACAUGAAUCUGAACAUGAAUCUGAGCAUGAAUCUGCGAAAGAAUCUGUUCAUGAAUCUGCACAUGAAUCCGAACAUGAAUCCAAACAUGAAUCUGCACAUGAAUCUGCACAUGAAUCUGAGAAAGAAUCUGUUCAUGAAUCUGCACAUGAAUCUGAACAUGAAUCUGAACAUGAAUCUGAACAUGAAUCUGAACAUGAAUCUGAACAUGAAUCUGUGAAAGAAUCCGUUCAUGAAUCUGCACAUGAAUCUGUUCAUGAAUCUGAACAUGAAUCUGAACAUGAAUCUGUUCAUGAAUCUGCGAAAGAAUCUGUUCAUGAAUCUGCACAUGAAUCUGAACAUGAAUCUGAACAUGAAUCUGUUCAUGAAUCUGCGAAAGAAUCUGUUCAUGAAUCUGCACAUGAAUCCGAACAUGAAUCUGAACAUGAAUCUGAGCAUGAAUCUGCACAUGAAUCUGUGAAAGAAUCUGUUCAUGAAUCUGGGCAUGAAUCUGCACAUGAAUCCGAACAUGAAUCUGUGCAUGAAUCUGCACAUGAAUCUGAGAAAGAAUCUGUUCAUGAAUCUGCACAUGAAUCCGAACAGGAAUACGAACAUGAAUCUGUUCACGAAUCUGCAAAAGAAUCUGAACAUGAAUCUGCACAUGAAUCUGUUCAUGAAUCUGCACAUGAAUCCGGAAAUGAAUCUGAACAUGAAUCUGAGCAUGAAUCUGCAUGUGAAUCUGAGAAAGAAUCUGUUCAUGAAUCUGCACAUGAAUCUGCACAUGAAUCUGAGCAUGAAUCCAAACAUGAAUCUGCACAUGAGUCUGAGCAUGAAUCUGUUUAUGAAUCUGUGAAAGAAUCUGAGCAUGAAUCUGCACAUGAAUCCAAACAAGAAUCUGUUCAUGGAUCUGCACAUGAGUCUGAGCAUGAAGAUGACCUUAAAAAGGAAACUGAGCCAGUUGAAGCCACCACAGCUGAAGAAGACAAUGCAAAAGAGUCCACCCUAGCAGGUACAAGUGAAUGUGAUUCCAACAUAGAAGAAGCUGCUGAGGGAGAGACAAGCAUGGAUGAAGACAAGCUUGCCUCUAGCAGUGUGCUGGAGUCUGAAGAUGAGAGUAACACAGCCACAGCUGAAGACUCUUCAAAAGACGUGGCAGAUGAAGAGGAAUCAAAGGUUGAGAGUGCCGUAGCAGCCACGACUGAAAAUGAAUCUGAUGAAGAGGAAGCUGUGAAAUCAGGGAUGGUUCACAAUGACGAUGAGACUCCUCUUACCAGUGAUGAUGAUUCAACCCUAGCAGCAACAACAACAGAAGGUGAGACUGCAACAGAAAAAGAGAUGGAUGCUAUGAGUGGAAUUGAAUCAAAGGAAGAGCUGACAGAAGCAGCUGAGGUUGGAGAUGAAAAGGAGGAGGCUGAUGGGGCGGCAACAACUCAGAAUGAAUCUGGUGCUGAAGAGGCUGCAGAGCACGGUGCUGCCACAGAUGAUGAAACUGAAACUGCAGCCAGUGAGAUUGCAACAACAGCAGAGGAUGAAAGUGCUGUAGAAAAAGAGACUGCUGCCACCAGUACAGAUGGAGCUGGAGGUCAAAGUUCAGCAGAGGAUGGUGAUGCUGGAGAAGAAGAAGAAGCUGAAGAAGACACUGGUGCUGAUGAAUCUGAGACAGAUGGCAUAGAAACAACCGAGAAAGCAACAACUGAAGAUAAAGUGGCUGAAGAGAAGGAGAUUGCCGCCACCAGUGAAGGUGAAGCUGGAGAUAACAGUGCAGUAGGAGCAACAACUGAGCAUGAUCCUGAUAAUGAAGAAGUUACUAAAGACACUGCUGCUGAUGAGUCCAUGGCAAACGGUGUCGAUACAGUUGAGAAAGCAACAACGGUAGAAGAAGAAGCAAAUGAAGAGAAGGAGAUUGCUGCCGCCAACGAAGAUGAAGAACACAGUGCAGCAGAGGGAGCCGAUGAUGUAGCAACAACUGAGCAUGAAUCAGACUCUGAUGCUGAUGAGUCUGAGAUGGAUGCUGCAGAGACAACUGAAAAAGCAACAAGUGAAGAUGAAGCAGCUGAAGAUAAGGAGAUUUCCGCUAUUAGUGAAGAUGAAGGUGGAGAAAAUGGUGUUGAAACAGCUGAGAAAGCAACAACGGUAGAAGAAGAAGCAAAUGAAGAGAAGGAGAUUGCUGCCGCCAGUGAAGACGAAGAACACAGCGCAGCAGGGGGAGCCGAUGAUGUAGCAACAACUGAGCAUGAAUCUGGUAAAGAGGAAGCUGAAGAAGACGAGGAAGACUCUGAUGCUGAUGAGUCUGAGAUGGAUGCUGCAGAGACAACUGAAAAAGCAACAAGUGAAGAUGAAGCAGCUGAAGAUAAGGAGAUUUCCGCUAUUAGUGAGGAUGAAGGUGAAGAUAACAGUGCAGUAGGAGCAACAACUGAACAUGAAUCUGGUGAGGAAGAAGAAGCUGAAGAAGACUCUGACGUUGAUGAGUCUGAGACAGAUGCUGCAGAGACAACUGAGAAAGCAACAACUGAAGAUGAAGCAGCUGAAAAUGAGGAGGUUGCAGCCAUUAAAGAAGAUGACUGUGUGGUUAACGGUGCAGCAGAGGAGGCUGAUGUUGGAGCUACAACUGAGCAUGAAUCUGAGGAUGAGGAGGCUGUGGAAGACAGCGGUGAAGACGAGUCUGAGACAGAUGGUGCAGAAACAAAUGAGCAAGCAACAACUGAAGAUGAGACGACGGAAGUUAAGGAGAUCGCUGCCAACAGUGAAGGUGAAGCUGGAGCUACAACUGAGCAUGAAUCUGAUGGUGAGGAAGCUGUGGAGGACACCGGUGCUGAUGAUUCUGAGAAGGAUGAAGAUGAAGAAGUAGAGGCAACUGAAGAUGAGACAGCUGAAGAUAAAGUGACUGCAGCCACAAGUGGAGAUGAAGCCAAAAAUGGAGGUGUUGAAGCCUCAACAGCUGGGGUGGAAAGUAAAGAAGAGGAUGUGGCAGAAACAAAAGGGCAGGAAUCUGCCGUAGAGGAAGCCCAGGAGACAGAGGCCGCUGAAGAUGAGGCCCCGGAAGAUAAGGAGAUUCCUGCUACAAGCGAAGAUGAAAUGAAGGAGGGAGCUGGUGAGGUGACAACAGCUGAAGAUGUAGGUGAAGCAACCGAACAUGAAUCUGAAGAAGAGAAAGUGUCUGAGGCAGCCACAGCUGAAGAUGCAGAAGAAACUGCUGAUGGUAGUGAUGAUGAUCAUGAUGAUGAUGAUGAUGCAGAAGGUGUGGAUGCCACCACAGAAAAUGAUGAAACCAAAGAGGAGACUGACAACACAACCGAAGCUGACAAUCCCUCAGAAGAACCAUGUGCAGUGGCCACAACUAAAGAUGAGGCUUCUCAUGAAACAGAAGGUGCAAUCUCUGAUGAGAACGCUCCUGAGGUGACUCCAGUCACAGCGAUUUCAGCUGAAGAGGAUGUUGGUAAAGCUGAAGACGAAGCAGCUGAAAAGGAGUUAACCACAGAUGGAGAGGAACCAGAAGAAAAGGGUGAGGAUGAAGAUAAAGGUCCUGAAAAUGAAUCAGAGGAUGAGAGUGAUGCAUCAGCCGCAGAUGAAAGCGAAUCUGACCAUGAGGCAACAACAGAAGCAAACGAGACCACAGGAGAAGAAGAAGACUCUUCAAAAGUUACAAAUGAGGAUGGAGGAGAGGGAGCUGAGGAUGAGGAGGAGUCUGAUAAUGACGAAAGUGAUGGGGAGUUGGGUGAAGAUAACACAGAGUCUGCAGUAACAGGAGAUGAGACUGAAGAGGGAGAACCAGCCCAAGAAGACUCAGGAGAGCCUGAGGUGACCGGAAAUGAAAAGGAAGAGUCUACUGAAAACCCAGACGAUGAAUGUGCUGAAGAAAGUAGACAGCAACUCACUGACGAAGAGAGUAAAGAAGCUGAGGAGGACGAUGCCAGUGAGUCUGAGACUAAUCCUGCCAAAUCUGAUCAAACCUGUGGAGAAAGUGACAUGGUUGAAGAACUUCAAAAGGAGUCAAACGAUGAAACAGAGGGACCUGAUGAUGUGGUGGAGCUGAAACCAGACGAGGAGGAGAAAGAGGAAGUAAGAGAAAUCAAUCUAAAACCACCCAUCACCAUCCUAAAUGGAAACCCCUGCAAUGAUGAAGAUACCGAAGCCUCCAAAACAGAGGAGGACACCAAGACUUCCACUGAAGGCUGGCACGGAAUCAACGGAGACUCGGCUGAUGGAGAAGAUGAGGCAGAGGAGGAUUCAGAGGAGCACGAAGACGAAACAGAUGACGGGGAGAAAAAACUUGUCUCAAGGAAGACGUUGACUCAAAAGGCAGCUAAAAAGAAGACACUGAUCCCACUUGAUUUGAUCAAAAAAGUGACUGAGGAAUCAGAGGAAGGUGCUUUUGGUGAUGUUGAGGACUCUGAGACUGAGUUUAACAGCCAAGAAGAAACUUCGAGCCUGAAAUCAAGAAGUCUGCAAAAGUUUUCAGCAAAAAACUAACUGCUUAGGCUUUGGGAACUUUUUGAUGUCAUAAAGACUGAGGCACUCAUGUUGUUUUUGUCAUUUGAAGCCAUAAGUUCGAGUUUUCUAGAAGAGACACAACAAGAACUGUAAAGACAGAAAAAAGGGUCUUGGUAGAUUUCCCUCAUGUUGUUUGAUUUAAGGUUGGGUUUAUCUAGAGCUGCAGAAACACACGCACUUUUUAUUUAGCAUUUGGAAUGCUGAUAUUGUACACAAGCACAAAAAGUACUGAUCAUACAGAUGUAUGAAAAAGGAAUUUAAAUACUUGAAUGUAUAUAUUUGAUGUAGGUUUAAACUGUUUAUAACUAACUGAAUGAGACUUAUUUUUAUGCACUUUGAGACAUAGAGUACCUAAUGACUAAAUGAGCUAACUCUAUUUUACUUUAGCUUUUCUUCAAAUAAUUAAAGUGUAUUUACACUUUUUGAGCUGCUAAACAUCGUUUGCAGGACCAAGACAGUCUAUGAAUGUAUUUUAUCCGAUCAAAAGUGUUCUCUGAAUUCUUUUGAUUGCAAAGGUUAAGUUAAAAACAUGCAAAGAUAUUUAUUUUUCUAGUUAAUAUUGUACUUUUUUCAGGGAAGCCAGAAAACGCUGAUUUCACUGUGCAGAACUAUGCUGCUUGUAGCUGUAUUUUUGCUCUGGAUCUGAAUAAGGAAAUUGGAUGAUGGAUAUCAUCAUUGUAAGCAUUUUCAAACUGGUUAAAAGUUACUAUACAAUAGCUGUAAUGAUCUCUGUAGCAGGUUACAAACAUCUAUGAAAGUAGAGAAAGUCCUGGCAGGCUUUUAUGUAUCAUGACAGACUCUCCUAUUGUUCUGUAUUUUAGACCAAUGAACAUUGUUUAUCACUAACAAAUACAUUUUUCUCUGUGUUACAGAGGUAAAACCUUUGCUGAAUGUACUGUACUUAUUUUCUCUGAUAUUAAAUGUAACCCAUUCUUUUGUUGGAUCUACAAUUUAAAUUAAAAACUGGUACAUUAAAUCAUGAUGCCUUCUCCACAGUUCAUUGGUGUCCUUCAGUGGCAUUUGGAGAGACAGCUCUAUGCACAAGUUUGAAUAUGUGUCACAUAAUCAAUAAUUCCCUGACUUUAUUGCAGGUCUCAACUUUAAUGUAGAAUUACAUCAAAUGACUAUGUCAGUCUGUUGAGAUUUCACUCAUCCGCUCUCAUGUAUGAACCCUAUUACACAGAGCUGAUGGAUGUCCCUCUCUCAGACUUUCCAUUUGUAGUCUCUUGUGGUCAUCUGGCAUACUGUACAUAAUUGGUGUCACUCUGAUUGACUGCAUUACACCAGUGUGAGGAGCGGUCAAAUAUACUCAAUGGACUUUUUGGGUGAGCCGAGGACACAUCUUACAACCUUAUAUACUUAGCUGCUGCAAUAAUGGAAACAAAGAGGAAAACAUCGCUAAAAAGCCAUUGUCAAAGUCAAGCUAAAAGGUGCACUUAAGUCUCUCACAUAUCAUCCUAUCAGCAAUAAAGCAAGACACCAAUUAACACCAAUAUGUCAGACUUACAGUUAAGAUUUGCAAGCUAACAAUGAGAUAUAUUUAUAUAUCUUGAAUUGAAUUUAUUUAAAACAGGGACACUGCACAAAAAAAACAAUCGUGUAAGACAAGAAAAGCUGCUUUGAGCCAGGUUAUAGCAACAAUUGCUAAUUUACGCCUGUAGUCCCAGGGCAGGUAAAGUGAAAGCAGAUACAAUAUCAAUAUAAAUCAAUACAAUACAAAAUCAUUGAGAUAUGAGAUAAAAAUGACAUGAUGCCCACAAUAUUUUAAAAAUAGACAGAAUACACUUGUAAAAGCAGGGAACAAGACCGCCAAAUCAUGAAGUGCACAAUAGGGGUCAACAGCAAAUACUCUCUUACUCUCAUUACACAUUCAAACAUAAGCACAUACACAGAUAACAGUCCAACUAUCUCCAUCCUCCUCUAAAAAACCACACUCAUACACAAAUUAUUAACUAGACACCUAUACAUACACACACUCACAUGUGCAAAUUUGCCUACUCAGUAACCAGUGCUUUGACAAGCAUGAGAAAAUGUGGAGAUUUGUACUACAUGAGAUAAAUUCUGUGGGAAGGACUUUCCACUGACUCAUGGCAACACAUGAAAAAGAAGAGCUGCCAAAUGCUACACUCACCUCUCGUAAUAUACCUAAAUCUUACAAGCAAUCCUUUUAAAAUAAGAGCAAAUAGUUGGUGUUAGUAGCAAAUGGCUACCACAAUUUUACCAACAAGUUACAUUGGGAGGUCAGUUCUUGGAGCUAUUAUUUUUUUGGUGGAUACUGAGUGGAAAUGGACUUACAUGUAUACUCAACCUGUUUUAGAACUACCACUCAAGAUAGAUGACAAUAUGGCCACAUUAUUUCAUAUCACAUCAACCCGUCAGCUGGAUCUACCAAUUUGGCAGAUUUUCAUGUCAGUUCCCUUUUCCUGAUAAAAUACAUAAAUCUGAGAAAUACAAAAUAACCUCAGGUGACUUAUUCAGGAAGUGUUUUCAUGUAUUAAAGACGUUCACAGCAACAACAAUGCUCAUAUUGAAACUGAAAAAUUUUCUGUCAGGAAAAGAAAUGCAGCUUAACGGUAAGACCUAAAUCAUCAGUACUGUGUGUCCUACGAUAAAGUAUUAUUAGGUCCACAUUAAAGAAGGAAAAAAAGAGAUUUGAGGUGAAAGUCACAAAUAUUAUUAGAUUAUUAUUAGAUUAGAUACAGCUUUAUCUAUCCAUGUAAGGUUCUCUCAAGGAACUUAAAAGAAGGGAAUGAAGUUAAAAAAGAAAAUUGUAGAUUUUUGAGAUAAAAGUUGUAUUUUUAGAAGAUUUCAGUCCUAGUAUGAGGAAAAACUCGUACUAAAGUCCUCAUUCGACGUAAUUUUCAAGAGAUUUUCUUGCAUGAUGUGGUUCUACUACUUAGUGGUACUCUCUGAAACUAAGUGAAUAAACAAACACAUAAAAUGUCUCAAGUUUGUGUUGGUUCUGUUUAUCUGUAGAAGAAGGCAGCAUGUCAUGUUGACUAUCUGUUUUGUAGCCAUCCUUGUCUGGUGUCAUAAUGAUGAAAGUAAAAAAAAAACACUAUAACUAACAAAGAUCAAUUUCAACAAACUGUUUUGAAAAAAGGAAAAACUAAAACGACAGAAAAUCAAUUGUCAAAAGUGAAAUAAAAAUAAUAAAAAAUCAAUUACCCCCAAAUACCUUGAGCAAAUGUUCCUGGGACUCUAUUUCUUGAGAUUCAUUACUUGUUAAUUUUUAUUUUUUUUUUUGUGUGUUUACGCAAAAAGAUUGUCACAGGCUAAACUUGAGUAAACAAGGUAUAAUUUAAUAUGAUUUUAUCCUUAUUUUCCAUGUAUACGCUGACAUUUUCAGAGACAGGAUAGUCAUAAAAAUUUGGGAAAGUCUUGGAAAUGUAUUAACAAACAAUACCAAGGGACUUUCCCCCAAAAAAAUUAGGUACUAAUAAUCACUUCCUGUUGUCCACAAUAAUGCAGUAAUGGAGUUUGAUUUGGUGAGAGAGAUCCUGAUCCCCGAAUCUUCUGGAAAAGUAAAGAGUGUUUGAGGAAGCACCUGCUCGGUGGCACAGAGUUAUUUCCACGGUAAACACUGGAGGAGUGAGGAACCUCAUCCGGAGCACAAUAAUAAGGGGCUUUCCCGCAGCCAUGUUUACCUCAGAGCAACUUGCCUUUAGAGCAGCUGCACAGACAAACUCCCUGAUACAUUAAAAAGUGGUAAAAGUGUAGAUUUUGGCACUAAAGGUACCAAAACCUUGCUGACGUGACACUACAAUAUAUUUAGAAUUAAAAAGAUGUGAUAAUUCAGUUUACAGUUUGUCUGAUGUCUUAUGGCUGGAAUGAAAAGGAAGCUCUCGCAAAACUCCAGAGCAUCCCAGGGGAGCAGCACAAGUGCCGGCUGAAUGAAUGAAUGGGGGCUUCAAUUGUUCCUUGUUUAUUGACAAUCACUCUGUCUUUUAAAGCGAAUGCAGGAACGAGACCGUCUUUUACACCAUGUGUGACGGGGGACAGAUAUGGUUCCCACACAGACGGGAAGUCAAACAGGGGGCCUCUUAUGAUGGAGAGGGGGGCGAAAAAUUGAGGAACAUGUGUGAGUGUGAUUGGGUACAUCAGAGAUAUGAUGAAUUUAAAGCACAAGAAGGAUAGUUUCAUGCUUAUAUCACACAUAUAAUCUGUAUUUUAAAAAGCGAAUGUCCGGUUAGACUCAGAAGGCUGGAUAUCGUGCACUCUCAGGUUGAUAAAGGAAGUUCAAAGAGCUCAUUGGCAGCAUGUCACAGAGGUGGUCAGGACUGCGCUGCUAAAGGAGACCCACGCUCCCCGUCUUUCCCACCGUUGUUCAGGUUAUCCUGUGGGGCCACUUAUGACCCUCAUGCAGGCAGGAUGCAAUGUCUGGGGACCCCAACAGAGCUGUACACAAGCAUCCGCCGAGCCCUGGAAAGAAAACAAGAGGCUGAUGGAAAACCAGGAGAAGAGAGGAUAAAGAGAAACAGCAGUUAGUAACCAGGACGCACUCAAUAACACUCACCAUGCACCUGCAGCCUCUGUGUGUGUUUGUGUUUGUGUGUGUGUGAAGUGUGCUUGUUCCUUCAGAGAACUACAGCACAGCACAGUCCCCACACACAGCACAGGUGGUCCAAACAAAAACCUGUGAAGUGUUGCCCGGAGAGUAAUAUCCCCACGUUGCGUGUUGUAUAAAGCCCCCCAUAGGAAACAAACACUUCCGGUGCUGUAAGAUUUAUUGUUCCCCACACUUACAGCUUACUACACACUCUGAAUGACACCUUCCUCACCAGCAACUUUGAUUCAUUUUUAUAUCAUUUAAUCAUGAUUUAGCAGGCAAACCAGGAACAAAAGGGUCAUAAGAACUGCGAGAUAACUCAAGGACACAUUGUUUUUGUGUUUAUUGUUCCCAUCAUUGAAGAAGAGAGGUGAAUUCCCUUCUCAGCCGAUUGUGCUGUGAGAAUAGGAAAGAGCUGGUUAGCUGUGCUGUAUGGUGUGAAAAAUCUGAGCAUUGUUACUCUUUGAUAGAUUGACCGCGCAUCAGCUUGCAUGUUUUUUUCUAUGUCAGUGUGACUGUCUUUGCAUCUGUAUUCACAUCCGCUUGCUGCCCCUCUGCACCAGAUAUACAAGCAUUACGUCAGAGAAAUCCCCCAAAGUUCAAC